Drosophila ficusphila is the source of this 1509-nucleotide messenger RNA. RefSeq lists its product as uncharacterized. Lineage: Eukaryota; Metazoa; Arthropoda; Insecta; Diptera; Drosophilidae. The coding region runs from base 78 to 1445 and encodes 455 amino acids. The record is from RefSeq and is a predicted model, not a curated record. The transcript has 2 exons.
GUAGGGCUUACGUGGGAAUUGAUUAGGAGUCAUAUAUAUUACCCUGAUCUUGCUUGAUUACUUUUAAAACAGUAAAAAUGUCAACGCAACAGCAGCAACUUGACUUCAUUGAACGCCACCUGGUGUUCAAAAUAUUCAAGGACUUUGGUCCUCGUGCUUCGCUGGACUCGCACAAAGUGGAGUGCUCUACUGGACUGGAUGGCUUCAUGUCCGCUUUGUACACCCUGAAAUUGGAUCUGAUAAUUGAAGAUCGCGUUAAAACCGAGGUGAUUCUGAUCAAGUUCAUGAAGGGCACAGAGGAAUUUCGGGAAAAUAGCAAUUCGUACAUCCAGUUUGCCAAUGAAAUUUUCGCCUAUGCUGAGAUCCUUCCUGCCUAUGAAAAUGUCCUAAGGAUAAGUCACCUGGAGGUGGAUCUGGUAACAAACUGGGUGCCAAAAUGUUACUUUGCCAAGUUCGGUCAGGUUGAAGGCCUUGGCAACAGUCGCGAAUCCGUACUAGCCUUAAAACACUUGAAAGGAGAUGGAUACCAAUUGGGUCCCAGGCUCACUCUUCGCCGGGAUCAGCUUGAGGCCAUGGUGGGCCUGGUGGGUCCGUUCCAUGCCCUUGGUUAUGCCACAAAGAUACUGCAGCCGCAGGUUUAUAAUCGCUUGCGAGCCGGCAUAGUGGACAUGCCCUUUGUUUCCAGUUCGGGAAAGGCCAUCUUUGAUGUCCUCUAUCGCGUGGCCUUCGAUCGAUUCUACGAGUUCUACGACCGACAGAAGGAGCAGUUGCUCAAGGAUUCAGAUGCUGGAUUUGGUGAUGCCAUUGAGCGACUCCGAGAGAAGUACUUUGAGAACCCAACGCAGCUCCUGGAGUGGAUUCGCACCGCUUCCAGGGCUGACGAUCAGCCAGAUAACCACUUUGCCACAUUCCUGCACGGUGAUUACAACCGGAACAAUGUGCUUUUCCACUAUGGAGACGAUGACAAGGUAGAUGGCAUCAAAGCAAUAGAUUUUCAAGAGCUGCGAUUCAGUACCACGGCCAUCGACCUUAGUUUCUUUAUGUACAUGAACACUCCAUCGGAAGGAAGAGAUGAGAUUUAUGCGGAUCUCCUAAAGAAGUACCACACACAUAUGAUUAAUACGCUGGAACUGGUGCUGCGCCGCAACCCUGAUGAGCUAAGCGAUGAUCGGGUAAAUGAACUGCUGAAUGAAUACAGCUUUGAGCGUUUCAAUGCCCAUUUCAAGCGCUUCGCUUUCUACGGGGCAUUGGUUUGCAUGCACUUCUUGCCCUGGUUGCUGGGCAAUGAAAAGGAUUGCGCCAGAUUGUCCCACCUCUUCGAUACGGAUAUGCAUGGUUCGGACUUCCAUAAGUUGUCCAUGGAAAUUGCUGGCGAUGAGGCGAACUUGGAGAUCUUUAAGACUGUGCGUCACGCCUACGAACACGGCUACAUGGACGAGAUUUAGUAAUAUUUACAGUGCAAUUAUCAGUAUGUUCAAAGUUCAAUUCAAAUAUAAUUUGAAACUUUAA